This is a messenger RNA of Dreissena polymorpha, 2327 nucleotides long. RefSeq lists its product as uncharacterized. The record is from RefSeq and is a predicted model, not a curated record. Bases 341 to 1156 code for a protein of 271 amino acids. The transcript has 12 exons. Lineage: Eukaryota; Metazoa; Mollusca; Bivalvia; Myida; Dreissenidae.
CAAUACAUAUGGGAAAGGUUGUAACAAGCCGUGUAACUGCAACACCACUAACGCGUUGGUUUCAACGAAGACUUGCAACAACGUGAAUGGCACGUGCUUGUGCAAAGCCCAAUGGGAAGGAUCGACGUGUGACACCGAUGUAGACGAAUGCCAGCUUGGAACUCAUACGUGUAGCGCCAAUUUAUUCUGUCACAACACCAACGGAGGGUUUGAAUGCUCGUGUCUGAUAGGAUUCAAUGAACAAAACGGAUCAUGCGUUCAGGACGUCACAACAACAACUACGUUAGCCCCGCAACAGGAUCGCGUUGCUAUUUCCAUCACGAUUAACAUUCCUAAAGAAAUGGUCAGCCAGUUGAACUUUUCUGUGAAGGCGACGUUCGAUAAGUGGGCGGAUAUAUUGUCUAAUUGGAUUACUGCCCAGUAUGUGAAGAUGGGUAGCAAACUGAAGAAGAUUAUAGUUAAUAGUAUCUCAAUUGGAAGUUUGAUUGUUGACGCCACUCUUAUCAAGGACGAUAGCCCAGAAGCUUUACAGCUGUUCACACAAGCAACACAGGACUUGAACAAUGCAAAACUGGAUUUGAACAACGUGCAAUAUCAAGCGAGUCUUGUGGCAGUUGGCGGAGUUUUAUUUGAUGCCACGAAACCAUUGAAUGAUCAAAAGUGUGCAAUCUACUUGAGUGCUCGCGGACAAUGUGCUAACAACUACGCAUGCGUGGUGGUGGAUGGGAAGCCUUCCUGCGGGCCUGUCAAGACGGAGGACGAUUUAGGGCUGGUUCUAGGGCUUGGUAUUGGUAUUCCGCUAUUUUCGAUCGCGGUUCUGGUUGUGGCCAUAAUCAUCAUGUGUGCUGUGAAAAACCGAAGAAGGAAGUUCUCAACUGAAUAUGACAGGGACUCGUUCAACAAUGGUUUCUUCGCACAUGGCAUGCCGGUGAAAAUCGAUACUUUGGGCCGAAACGACCCUAUGUACAAGCAGCAUAGCCGACAACGGGACGCCUCGUUCACCAACCAGGAACGCUAUGUUUACGAUAACCAACAGCCUUCAAAUUUCUCAUGGGACUUCUUGUUCAAUUACAUAUCUCCAAAUGAACCAUAUCACAUACAGAGACCACUAACCGAUAGGAGACCACAUUCUAGAUAUGAGGGCACGAAGAUGUGAUAAAGACUAUAUAUUGCGAUAAUCAACACGUAUGCUGCCAUGCACACCGUCUUCCAAAGUAAUGGAUCGUCAUUGUAUGGUUCCAAUCGCAAAAAAAGGAUAUUUCAUUGGGACAUAAAUCUGUGUUCCAAACAUUGAUGGUCCAUGUUGAAAUAUGUGAAUUGGAUAAUAAUUGACGACUAAACACGAUUUCUAAAAACGUUUUGAUAACAAUGUACAACUGAAGUUGUGUUGAUGAAAAGGAAAAAAAUAUAAGUUUGUUAAACAUUUGUUCUGUUACCCCAUCUAAAAAAAAAAAAAAAAUAUGUACUUCACUUCGUAUUUCAUAUCUGAGAUAUUACUUCGCUUUUGCACAUAUCAAACAUACGGUGCUCAACAAACGAUUUAGUGUAUAUUAUUUUCUAUAUCAAUGACAUUUAGAUUUUGAAAUCGAUAGUUUCUGGUUAUGAACGGUUGCGCUUGCCACGUGGAACACAUUAUUCAUUGAAAGUGGAUACACGGCGGAUUUAAUGUUGGUUUAACAAAUGUGAUUCGAAUUCUUCAGAAAUCGGAGAGAAUGAAGUUUGUUGCAUAAUUAAAGCUUUCUGAAACACACAUAGCAAAUAUCUUCACACAUAUCAAAUAUCGUUGUACAUAUAUAUAUGUGUAUGAUUGCAUGUCAAGUACAUCGAAAUUAUUGUAUCUCACCUGAUUCCUUGAAGAGAUUGACGAGGAUCAUAAGUUCUAUACCACUGAUCGAAAACAGUCACAUUGUGUUGUUCGUCUGUGUAUAUGUGCUGCAUUUCGUAACGAUUGUUUUAUUGCAAAGAGAUAAACGAAGCCUUUAUUGGCGCAUACAUGUGCAUUUUCUGUGUUCCAAUUAUGUAUUUUAAUGAACUAUAUUGAACUGAUUAUGAUUAAUGUAUUAUUUUUAACAAAUAGUUUGUUAAGAGAUAUUUAUGAUUGUGUAAGGAUAUGAAAUCCGUCUGUAUUUCGUUGUUGUUGUUAUACUAUAUUGAAAACAAAGGUUGAAUUAAUCUCUGCUUUUUUAGACAGUGUACAACCAGUUAUAAGUACCCAAGUAGUUUCACAUAAAUACUUUAUAUGUCUGAAUGUUCAAUAAUAAAAUAUGCAUUUUAAGUAUCCUUUAUUAUAAUCGUUGGCUUUACCUACUUAAUCUUGUUCAUGGUAC